Molecule: messenger RNA, 624 nt
Organism: Fibroporia radiculosa
Lineage: Eukaryota; Fungi; Basidiomycota; Agaricomycetes; Polyporales; Fibroporiaceae
Exons: 1
Coding region: 1-624 (207 amino acids)
Biological process (GO): regulation of translational initiation
Cellular component (GO): cytoplasm
Source: RefSeq, a predicted model, not a curated record
AUGUCCCGCCUCUACUCGUUGCUUGUGCGAGGAAAACCGGGCUGCUGCGUCGUUUCUGUCCCUCAGUUUCGUGCUUAUGCCAAGUCACCAAAUGCUGGUCCAUCUGGCUAUUGGCUGGAUGUCGUCUCGUCAUCGUCCACACUUGUACAUUUGAAGUCCACAUUCACAGCGUAUGCAUCCCGUUAUCCUAGUCUUGGAGAAGGCAGCACUGCGACUCCAGAAGACGUGGUUGCUGAUUUCAUAACUCAUUUGUCUCACACAUUUCCCCGUACGAAGCGAGCCACACAUGCGAUGUGGGCCUGGCGACGCAAUGGAUAUAUAGACGCAGCUGCAAGUGCAAGUGGCUCUCCGGCUACCUUUGGCUGUUCUGAUGGCGGCGAAGCAGGCGCGGGUGAACGCCUCUCCCGUCUGUUAGAGCUCUCUCGGUGCAAGGAUGUCAUCGUGGUUGUCUAUCGCUGGUAUGGGGGUGUGCAGCUUGGAUCUCAACGGUGGAAGUGUAUCUCUACUGUGGCCAAGGAAGCCUUACAGACAGGUGCUUUUAUACCUGGCCCCGGUGACUCGAGCGACGCUGCAUCUAAAGCUGGAAGGCGAGAGAAGACAAAGAGAACAUCGAGAAAGAGGUAA